Messenger RNA from Hemicordylus capensis (graceful crag lizard), 7790 nucleotides. RefSeq names its product chromobox 5 (gene CBX5). Gene Ontology annotation, cellular component: nucleus; pericentric heterochromatin. The coding region runs from base 198 to 767 and encodes 189 amino acids. Gene Ontology annotation, molecular function: chromatin binding. Gene Ontology annotation, biological process: negative regulation of transcription by RNA polymerase II; chromatin organization. Lineage: Eukaryota; Metazoa; Chordata; Lepidosauria; Squamata; Cordylidae. The record is from RefSeq and is a predicted model, not a curated record. The transcript has 5 exons.
ACGCCAGCGCAGUGAGACUGGGUAGGGGGUGGAGGGGACCGCGCGUGCGCACUGGAAGGGUGUUUUGGCGGGCGUUGCGCAGGAGCGGCGGCUGAGAGGGGGUACAAUCCAGGGAGGGAGAAGUUGGUUUCGCACCGAGCCCGUGACUUUCCCCAGGAAUUGGGUAGCCUUGGUGCGUUAGGUGCAACUUCCGCGCUAUGGGAAAGAGAAACAAGAGGACAGCAGAUAGUUCGUCCUCUGAAGAUGAGGAGGAAUAUGUUGUGGAGAAGGUGCUAGACAGGCGUGUUGUGAAGGGUCAAGUGGAGUAUCUUCUCAAGUGGAAAGGAUUCUCUGAGGAGCACAAUACUUGGGAACCUGAGAAGAAUCUUGACUGCCCUGAACUGAUUUCCGAGUUUAUGAAAAAAUACAAAAAAAUGAAGGAAGGUGAAAACAAGCCCCGAGAGAAAUCGGAGAGUGCCAAGCGGAAAUCGAGUCUUGCCAACAAUACCGAGGACAUCAAAGCCAAAAAAAAGAGGGAGAGCACCGAUAUUGCCAGGGGCUUUGAAAGAGGAUUGGAGCCGGAAAAGAUCAUUGGAGCCACAGACUCCUGCGGCGAUUUAAUGUUCCUAAUGAAAUGGAAAGACACGGAUGAGGCUGACCUGGUUCUAGCAAAAGAAGCCAACGUGAAGUGCCCACAGAUUGUGAUAGCGUUUUAUGAAGAGAGACUGACCUGGCACGCAUACCCAGAAGACGCUGAAAACAAAGAGCGGGAAGCAGUGAAAAGCUAAAGUGGCCAGGGUCCUCCAUCCGUCCCUAGUUGUACAUAUCCACCCUCCCUUCCCCUCUGCCUAAAUACAUCCAUGAAAAUGUGCUUCUUACUGUGCUCCACAGGAGAAACGUUGAUAUUGGUUGGUUUAGUUAUAACAUAAAUGGUGUGAGUCACGUUUGGUUCCCCUCAGGUUGCCAUGCUGUGUGUGUUCCCCUCUCCUCAUCUCGCCACCCCCCAAACGGUUCUCACUUUGAAAGCCCUCUCUGAACCUCCAGGCCUUUAAAAGCUCUGCAUCUUCUUCAUCAUGUUGUUUGUGGAGGGUUAUUGUGUCCCAUUGUUCUAAGAGAGGGCUGUAAAAGUGACAGGAGCUACCUGCGUUGGGGGAAGACCCCAUCUGACUCGGCACACUCUUUGGAUUCUGAGAUUACUCGGAUAACCCCACUCCUCUUUCUCUUCUCCCCCGCCCCCCUUCCUCCCUGCCAAGUUAGUCUAUUUCUAGUUGUUUUGAGAAUGGCUGACAUCUUGCUGGAAUUAAGGAUGCUGGAUAGCUGUGCUCCUCCUGACCCCCAGUGCCAACUCCACUUGCACCAACUCCAUACAUCCUUGCUUUCUAGCUGUGGGGCAGGAACUGGUAAUGUGGGAAGGGGGGAACCAGCAGAGACUGCUUAGCUGGACAGAACAAUCCAUCCUCGCCCACUAUACCAUUUUGACCUGUCAUUUAAUGCAAUCAAAUUCAGCAUCUCCCCCUCCCCCCCCCCCUUUCUGCAUUGGCUAUAUGUUAUGUAGAAAUGAGUGUAGCAGCCCAGCCAAAUUCUGUGCCAUAUUAGAGACCAUUCUCUGUUGCUGUCUGUACCAAACAACAACAGGCCCCAAACUGGAUUCAUUUCUGGGCGCAGUCCCCAUUUGCAGGAGUCCUUUAGUUCCUUCUUUACGUGCUGCAGGCUUCCCUAGCAGGAUCAUCUCUGUUUAAAAGAGCUCUGGGAUCUGGGCCUGCUCUGUUUCCAUGAGCAGCAGUUGACUCUGUCUAAGGGGAAACUAUGCAGAGGAACUGCCUCACAUGGGCAUGCUUCGUUUGCAAGCACCUACCCUUGUCUGUUCAUACAUAACGAGGUGGCCUAGAAACCACUCAGAAGGUGCAGAGUGGCUGGGUUUCCCCCGCUUUGUUUCUAGGCCAACAUGCUUUUUGUGCCCACCCUUUGGCUUGCCACCUGAAAUGUAUACUGUCUGCUGCACAAUGUGGCAGUUGAAUGGUUCCAUGCUUAGGGUGUCAGGGCUGUUAACUGAACUCCUUUCAUCUGUAGGCAUUCCUUUUAUGUCCCAUAUGGUGAGAGGCUGGAGGAGCAGGUCACAGAAAGCAGGUAGUGGCAUUCCCUUAUAUCCUGCCCUUUCCCCGUGACAAUGCUUGUGCAUGGUUUUUUCUUUUCUUUUCACUUGGAAUGUCUGUAUUGUGUAGUCUAGGUGGGACUUCAGGACCCUUCAGAAUUUUAGAAGUGUACUCAUAGUUCCAUUUCUCCCUCCUCACAGACAGAUUUUUGCUGUAACUCUUGACAAUAAAAGGCAACACUUGACAGUAUUAACAUUGAUCGGCGCUGACUUCUCGCCAGCUGCUUUUUAGAUGCCAGAGGGCAGGUGAGGGUCGUGUGUGCUGGUAAUAGACUUGAUGGGAGCCUGCAAAAAGGCUUAAUUUGAAGUGGGGCUAGGCUUCUUACACGGUGGAAUUGAAAUGGCACUGCUCCUUGCAUUUCCUUCAAAUCUCUUUCAGGGUCUGAGAUUUCACUUUCCUUAUUCUUUUGCCCCUGCUCUCCCAGCCACUUCAUCCUUGCUUUUUGUAGAAGGUGAGGGGAGUUUCCACCAGAGCUUGCUAGCAAAUCUCUGUUUGGUGUGAAAGCGUGGUUCAGUGCUGUAUUGUUGUGGAGUUUAGCUUUCUCUCUAUUCCUACAGCAGACAGUCAAAAACAGUUCUUGGUUCUUCUGUUCUAAGCCCUGUCGCUCUGUCAGUGGUUGCUACUUGUGGGUGGUUGGGAUAUGGUGCAGUAAUAAGAACUGAGCUUGUGCUGCCAUAGGACCACUGCUUGUCAGCAGUGAACAUGUUUCUCUCCAGCACACUUUCUUGAAGGAUGCUGGUUGCAGCAAGUAAACUUUGCUUCUGGAAGUUCAGUGCAAAAAUUGCUUCUCAGAAUUCCUCCAGAUCAAUCGCUGGAUGUCAUGUCAACCAUAUUGGGACAGAAUCCCAAAGGGAUUCAGGGCAUGUAGUUCUGAGACCCAUGUUAUUUUCCAUCCCACCUUUCAGAGAUUUGGAAGAUGAUCAGCCUCUUCUCAUGACCGGUGAGAAGGGCUCCAGAGCGGUCUGCAGGGAAAGUGGGUUAGACUUACCUUCCCCUCUCCUUUUGUGCUGGGUGUCCUCCCCGCGUGCCCAGACAAUUCCCUGCACGCCUAGGCAGCAGGGAGGGAUGUGUUGUCCUAGCCCCCGGAAAUACCAUGAUGCACCAUGCACUCGCCACAUCACGGGGAUCCCCCACAUCAUGGAGAUUCCCCCCUCCCCUCCCCAGGCCUUCCAGACAAUUUAAAAAACAACAACCAGGGUUAAGAGAGUGUGCACUCCCCUAACCUUGUUUUAAAGGGUGGCUACUUUGGCAGGUUUGCCACCGUGAUGCUGCUGGGAUUGGUCCAAUUCCGGCGGUUCACACAGGCGUGCAAAACCGGACUGGGCUUCCUUAGCCUAGUUUUGCAUGUGAAUAGCCUCGAUAUAUGCCUGAUCCCAGGGGCUGUCUUUGGAGGGCACACCAUUUGCAUGGUGCUCAUGGGGGUGAUGGCAUAUUAGGAAUUUUCUCUGCCAUAUAGUUGAAAUAAUUUUUCAUGAGAUCAGUCAGUGAGAAAGCAUCAACAGGUAAAAAUGUGUGUAAUGCUCAUGUUUAGGAUUCCUUAUUAAGUAUGAGUAGUCAUCUGUGGAAGCACUGAAUACCUAGAGAUAGCAAAAGACUGAAGUCACAGUUCUGCAUUUCUUUCACUCAGGAACCAGCUGCCAUAUGUAGGCAGAGGCUGAAGCACAACACAAGAGAAAUUGCUCUAACUCCUGUAGCUAUCUGGUGUCCUGCAUGUGUCUGUGUGUUCAGUUGGCGACCAGCCUACCACUCUGGAGUCUUGUUGAUGUGUGGCUCUAACAUUUCGGGUUUUUUUUAGCAUCUUUUCAUCCACCUGCUUCCCUCACACAUACAUGCUGAGCUAGGGGAGUGUAGCAGCUGCUAAACAGGAUUUGUGAAGAAAGAUGGAUUUAUUAGUCUGCUUGGAUUUGCAUUCGUCUGCCAUGAAUGUACUGAGAACAAAUGAUCAUUUGGAGGGAUCUUGAGACAGGAGGCUCUGGAGCCUCCUCCCUCAGGCUCUGGGCUUAAUUAAAAACAACAACUUCCUCUUUUUGUGGUUAAACUGGCUCUCUUUCGGCAAAUGUAUCUCUUUCCAUUGCCUGCUGUUAUCUUGUAUCACUGCUAGAAAAGACCAACCACUUUCUGUGUUCUCACCUUGAAAGUUGGAAAGAGUAAGUGGCUUGGGGUCAUAGAAGUCUCGCUUUAAAAAAACCCCCAAAGCCAUCCACUUUUAUCCAAGCAACUAGGAAAAUAAAGCCUCUGGAUACUCCCAAAAUUGUAUUUGUGCCCCUGAAGUCUUGGUGUUUCAUUUAUUGGGCUUCCCCACAGGAAGGUGUAACUCAGUGUAGCUUCUGGGAGGAGGGUGGGAAUGGUGUUCUUAGCUAUCUGCUACUUAGCAAGUGGAAUCAGCAAAUCAUUAAGAGGUUUUGGUGUAGGAAAAUUAGCUGUGGCGCCUCAGAAGACAGCAUGGAGAGCGGGCUGCCCUCUGCCAGGCAGCCAGCUGCUCUCAGGCUCACCUUCGGAGGCAUCUCAGCUUUUGCCUGGCUGGUCCCCCACCCCCAGCACAGCCCUGCAUUGGCCUUUCUCUGAUUCUUAGCUUCUCAUUGUUUGCCAUAGUUAUCUCUGCAUUGUCUAGAAGAUGGGGAAGUGAAAAGAGAAGCAGUGAGGAAGUGUUGGGAGUUUGUAGCGAGAUCCCUGCCUCUGUGGGGCAGAGGCUUUUCAUGUUUGGAGUCUGCCUUGGGGAAUAUCUUGCCUGUGUGGCAGACCUGUAGAACAAGGCAUAAAUUAAACGGAGGUUUCCCCAUUGCUGUUAGCCUGCUUUGCACCUCACCGAGCCCCUAGCAGGAAGCAUUGCUUCAUGUGCUAAGUGCAUUGGGCAGGCCAUUGUCAAGCUGAGUUCUGGAAGGGGCAGGUUUGAAGCCAUUGUUAAACAAGAACCAUUUCCCUUCACAUGUGUCUGGAAGGUCCCACAGUUACCACUAGCUCUGCAGUAACAGGUCCAACAGUCUGUUUCAGCCUUCUCUUCCCUACUGUAGAGUGCCCAGGAGAAGGACCACAAGAAGACUGAAAAAAAAAUACACAUCUUCCUUUCUUGGGCUCCCUCCCACUGCUGUGCAGACGUUUUCCUUUUUACCAGUUGCUUCCAUCCAAUAAGUGUCCAACUAGAGCUGAAAAGGAAGAUUUGUGGUGAUCAGAAGUAGUUGUGUGUCAAGGCUAAAAAAGACAGCAGAGGUAACCGUAGGGAGAUUAAGUAGAUAUUUGAGAAUGUUACAAUCCAAGGAGACAAUACAUAUUUCAGAACCAUCACAAGCAAACGACACUGGCACUUCCUUUCCUCUGCUAGUAUUUGUGCUAACAUUUCUCAGAAGUGUGUGUGUGUGUGUGUGUGUGAGAGAGAGAGAGAGAGAGAAAGAGAGAGAGAAUCCCUUUGCUAAAGAUCUGCUGCUCUUUGCAGUCCAGUUCCCUCUCAUGUGUAAGAUACUUUUCCAAGUGGAGAAAAUGUUUCUGAUAACUAGGGAGUCAUCCUGCCCCCCCCCCCCCGCCGCUGUAUCAUUAGUCUGAAGCAGCACAGAGAGCCCUUCUCAGUGGGACAAGUUUGAUAUAAUCCAGGAGGCACUCCAAGCGCCUUGCCAAGCUAAAGGCACCAACAAAAUGGAUCAGCUGGACCACAAAAGGGCUGCCUAACCUGCUAAGAUGGAGAACCUGAAAAAUCAUUUUCGGCUUUCUCGGGAGGCUGAAAUGCAAGGAACUCAAGGCCUGGAGCAAGUUUCCCUACUCCAUGUGAAUCGAUGCUGUUCACAAGGGCUUGCUACAACCCUGCUUAUAAAGGCUCCUGUAUAACCCCCCCCCCCAAGCAUAGUACCCAUAAAUAAGGAUUUCUUCUCCCUUCUUUUUCAGUUUCCUCUUUCCAGCUGAAGAUCCUGUAAGUCAAGUGUUUCUUAGUGCAGUAGAGCUAGCCAGCUGAUUCAAAACAUCCAGGAUUUCUAAGCCAUUCAUGCUGCACUUAGGUGGCUUCUGAACAGAUCCCACCCCCUCACUCUUUGGCUCCUGGUCUCAAUGUUUCAAUGGCAAAACAACAUUUUGAUGUGAACUUUUUUGAGUGUCUUAUGUUUUGAGGUUGUUGGAGUGGGCAGUAUGUAUGAGAUUGGGGGUUGAGGUUUGACUCUCAGAUCUGGGCUUUCACCAGAGGUUUGUAACUUGUGGUUUUUGUUUUGGCUCCCCCUGCCCCCAUUUUUAAUAUCUAGGUCUUUAAUUAAGUACUUCCUCUCUGAAUUCAUUACACAUUAAGUUCAUAGGGAGACAUUCAAUUUGCAGGUGCAGUCUUCUGAUGCAGCUCAUUCUUAGCAAGCUGUCAAAAAAUGAAUUGUUACCCCCAGCUGCCUCAAAGAAGGAAAUAAAAUACAGAGAGAGAGAGAAUUAAUUUUGUUUUAAUUAAACUCAUUAAUUUUUUGAUUAACGAUCUAAUUUUUACCUGGGGUGGCAUCUAAAUCUUUUCCUGGCUGUACAGACUGUAAUGACACUCUGUCUCCUCCCAUCAACAGGAUCAGUGAAAAAGGCAGGGAGAGGAGGGGGGAACCACACAUCCAUCCACCAGGAUUUGAAUAUCCUCAGAUGCCUUUUGUUUGAAAUGUGACCUAGUAUGUUAGAGUACAGGCAACCUUUGCUGCAGCUGUAGGAGCCACAACUUCUACCUAAUUUGUGCACAUUUGGGGCUGGUUUUGGCUUUGAUUAAAGGGGGGUGGGGGUGGGGGAAGGCCUUUUAAAAAAAACAAAAAAACCUCUUCACUGUUUGGAGCUGGAUCUUUUCCCCUGGCAGCUUCAAGUGCCAGGUCUUAAGUUCUAGUUUCCAAAAGGACAAGAGACAGUUCACUGGGAGUUUCCCCUGUGGGAAGCCCCAUAGAAAUUAAUUUGAGCUGCUCAAGGGCAACGUCCUCAAUAUAAUACCUCACGUUAUUGCUUCAAAAGCAAACGCCUCAGUUCCUUCUCCUCUGAGGGCCAGUUCAUAUGGCUGUUCUGCUCAAGGUCCAGUGUUCCCCACACACACACACACACACCCCGGGAUCCAGCCAUACUUUGGGCAGAUAAGGUUGCCUGAAUAGUUUGCAGCUUGCCAGAGUUGCCAUUCCCCAUCCACCAUUUUGUCAGGUUUGUGGAGACAUGCUAAAGUGCCACUUCUGCUUGUGGCGAAUCAUUCAGAUGAUCCAUGAGCAUUUGGCUGGAUCCCGGCAGGAAAAACCGAGUCUAACUCGAUGCAGAAUGGCUGUGUGAAAGAGCCCAGAGGGUUUGCUGCUAAGAUACUGGGGCUGGGCAAGAAAGUGAACCGUGUCAAGGAUAAUCAGUGUUAGAAAUCUGGUGAAGAGGGGGAGGCUUUCCUGGGGGAUGAUGUGUUGGCUCUCCCUCCCCAUCCUGUCACAUGCCAUCCCCGGCAGGUUGUCAAUGAACUUUUAACUGUGUGCGUGUGUGUAUAUUAGCCACCCUUUUUGGUGAUCUUUUAGCCAAACCCUUUGACUCUAAGCUAAUGUAUGUUACGCUGAUUUUUAAAGUGUAAACCGGUUUUUAAAACAAGGUGCGAUUUGUCGUACAAUUUGACAUGUUACAAACAAGCCUCUCCUCUGCCCUGUAUCCCUCAUCCCCACUCUUUCAUACUUCUUGUAUUGGUUCUAAUAAAUGGUUACUUUUCAA